Molecule: messenger RNA, 1926 nt
Organism: Octopus bimaculoides (California two-spot octopus)
Lineage: Eukaryota; Metazoa; Mollusca; Cephalopoda; Octopoda; Octopodidae
Biological process (GO): regulation of transcription by RNA polymerase II
Molecular function (GO): DNA-binding transcription factor activity, RNA polymerase II-specific; RNA polymerase II cis-regulatory region sequence-specific DNA binding
Source: RefSeq, a predicted model, not a curated record
AUGUUUUCUGAUCGCUCUCAUCUACAACGUCAUUUGCGAAUCCACACAUCGGAGAAACCUUUUCGUUGUGUCAUCUGCGAAAAGAGUUUCUCUACCAGCACACACCUGAAACAUCAUAUUUGGACUCAUACAGAUCAGAAACCGUUCAUGUGUGACAUGUGCGACAAAUCCUUCCCAGACAAUUUCCAAUUGAAGCGUCACAUUCAGACUCAUUCAAACGAAAGACCAUAUCAGUGUUCGGUCUGUCUGAAAUCUUUCUCUACCAGUACCAACCUCCGACGUCACGAGUGGACACACACUACCGAGAGGCCCUACAUAUGUGAUAUCUGUGGUAAAUCUUUCUCCACUAACUGUAAUUUGUUACGCCACACUAAAAUACACACUGACCACAUUCUGUCGAACAUUAACAUGAAGCGAGCUACAGCUCCUCCUGGAUUAGAUGGCAACAAACUAGAAAAGGAUAAAAAUGAGGUAAAAGAAGAAGAGAAGAAAGAAGAGUACCCCUUUGAUUUUAAAUCCACCUUUUCUGAACAGAGUACCUCAUUUUCCCAAGAUAUAAAUACCCCAAUGAUUAAAGACACCACUUUAUUACAGAUGUAUUAUUCAUAUUCAAACCCUUUCCAGAUUGCAUUUGCUUUUCAUUCUUUGAGAAAGAUGUCUAUGAUGGAGCAAGCUGCAGAUGGAGAUGUAAUGUCUUCUCAGACAACUUCUAAUUCUGAAGCAUCCGCGGAAGGGAAUUUUACAGAGAGUGAAAAAAGUAGUGUAAAAAAUAUGAACGAGACUUCGUCAGCUGGAGAUGUGGAUAAAGAGACAACUGCGAUGACUGAAGUUAUGGAUCCUCUCACUUGUACUGUUUGUAAAAAAUCUUUCAAUGAUUCUGCCCUCUUGCAAAAACACAUUAAAACACAUUCAGUAAAGAAACCAUUUGAGUGUGGCAUCUGCUCAAAAGCAUAUGCUAAGUUUUCACAAUUAAAGCUUCAUACAAGAUCACACACUGGCGAGAAACCAUACAAGUGUGAUUAUUGCUGUAAAUGUUUUGCCUGCAGUUCAGAUCUGCGCAUCCACACCAGAACACACACUGGCGAAAAGCCGUAUGAAUGUGGUUACUGCCAUCAAACUUUCUCAACCUCUACGAAUUUAAAAACUCAUAUUAGGCGACACACGGGAGAAAGACCUUUCCAAUGCGAUGUAUGUGGCAUCGCAUUUACAACUUCAUCUUCACUAAAGAUCCACACACGCAUUCACACUGGUGUGAAGCCAUUCACCUGUUCAAUCUGUCAGAAGAUGUUUUCUGAUGGUUCUCAUUUACAACGUCAUUUACGGACUCACACAUCGGAGAAACCUUUUCGUUGUGUCAUCUGCGAAAAGAGUUUCUCUACCAGCACACACCUGAAACAUCAUAUUUGGACUCAUACAGAUCAGAAACCGUUCAUGUGUGACAUGUGCGACAAAUCCUUCCCAGACAAUUUCCAAUUGAAACGUCACAUUCAGACACAUUCAAACGAAAGACCAUAUCAGUGUUCGGUCUGUCUGAAAUCUUUCUCUACCAGUACCAACCUCCGACGUCACGAGUGGACACACACUACCGAGAGGCCCUACAUAUGUGAUAUCUGUGGUAAAUCUUUCUCCACUAACUGUAAUUUGUUACGCCAUACUAAAAUACACUCUGACCAAAUUCUAUCAAAUAUUAAUGUGAAGCAAAGCUCAGCUGCUCCUAGCGAGGACAGCAAAGAGACGGCUGAGGUGAAGGUGGAGGAGAAAGUAGAGUGUUCCAUCGAUUUGCCACCCACAGGUUCUGAAGAUGUUACAUCUGAUCCACAGGAUAUAUCUGCUGCAUUAACAGAAGACUCUCCACUGCUGAAAAUUUACUAUUGGUAAACAUCAUGGUGACUUUUUUUUUUUUUUUUUUUUUUUUUUUGUAAAAUA